Molecule: messenger RNA, 2946 nt
Organism: Plasmodium coatneyi
Lineage: Eukaryota; Apicomplexa; Aconoidasida; Haemosporida; Plasmodiidae
Exons: 1
Coding region: 1-2946 (981 amino acids)
Molecular function (GO): 5'-3' DNA helicase activity
Source: RefSeq, a predicted model, not a curated record
AUGGAGAAGCAGGACGAGGUGGAGAAGCAACCCAAUGUGGUGACGCCGGGCAAAGGGGAUAGAACGGUCGAUAGGAAGAAGUCACGGCGACCGCGUGGAAGAGUGCUGGACAAAUUUGAGGAGCUGAUCAAACUGGAGAACAUACACGAAAUGAAGGAACUAGAAAUGUGUUACGAGCAUCUCACCAAAGAAGAGCUCAUCGAAAAGGGAAUUCUACUAAACGAUCUGACUAUUAAAACAGCAACGAAAUAUAAUGACAACCAAAAUGCAUACAUUAUUAAGCUAGUUAAAAGGAGAAAAAAAAUAAAGUCCAAUGACUUAAGCGAUGAGGAGAAUAUAGAAAACUUCAACAACAAUAUGUUUAGUAAGGGGAGUAUUGUACAUUUCUCGAGGAAGAGGAAAAGAUAUUGUCUGGAUAAGGAGCACACCGUUGUAAAUAAGAAUUCUGUUAUAAAGGAUUCUGUGAAUAUAUACGUGUGCACUGUCCAUAAAGUGAAAAAAAAUCAAAUAAACCUUAUCGUUAGAUAUGCAGACGAGUUGUGUAAAGAGCUAAACGUUAGUGGCACCUACCUGCUGGUCGAUAAAAGCUACUUUGAUGUGUGUCUGGUCAAUAGUGAAAUUUCUAUGCAGCGUCAAUUGCAGGCCAUUAAUUUGAUGAAGGGAAGUUUGGAAACUCCCUCCGAUGUGGUGAAGAUCCUCUUUUUUGGGAAGAUUCCCUCGCAGGAUGCGUUUCUGCGGCGGGUUCUGGACAUCUUCCGCAGGAAAGCGCAGGCGGGGAAGGAGCUAGAAAUUGGGGAAUCACCCCAAUCGGGGGAGUCACCAAAAGUGGAAGAAGCCCCCGAUAUUAGUGAUAAUGCAAAUGGGGAUUCCCCCGUUGGCUACCCCUCUGAGGAGGACCUCGCCAACGAAGCGAACUACAUCCACCAAUGCGAUAAAACAGAGUGGGGAAACAAAAACCUAAACGACAGUCAAAAGAAGGCCGUGUACUUCUGCCUAUACUCGAAGGACAUUUUCUGUGUCCACGGACCACCAGGGACAGGAAAAACAACAGUGCUCUGCGAAGUGAUCUACCAGUUAGUCAAAAGGAAUAAAAAAAUUCUCGUGACUGGACCAAGUAAUGUCUCCGUCGAUAACAUAUUGGCAAAAUGUGUAAACAUGAAUGUGAAGAAUGUAGUUCGCAUUGGAAUAAAGUCAAAAAUAAGAAAGGACUUGUGGAGUUAUAGUUAUGAUGAAAAAAUAAAAAGCUGCGAUUCGUAUAAGUUGUGUGAAGACAUUGAUAAGGACAUAGAAAAAAUGAAGACAGAAAUCAACAAACUGAAGAAUAAAAAAAAAAGUGAAAGGACUCCCUUCGAUAGAAAAGGAAUAGCUAAUUUGAAAUACGAAAUUAGGAUGCUAAACAAAAGUCGAAAAAAAAAAAAAAAUAUUUUUUUUACAGAAAUUAUGAACAAAAAUAACGUCAUUUUUUCUACCUGCUCAAGUAGCUCAAAUUAUGAGUUAAAUAAAUAUGUGAAAAAUACGAAUUUUCUUUUCGAUGUUGUUUGUGUUGAUGAGUGUUGUCAGUGCACGGAGCCUCUCUGCUACAUGCCUCUAUUACUAUCGAAGAAAAAUGUUUUCCUUUUCGGGGACCACAAACAAUUGGCCCCCUUGGUGAAGCACAACAGUAAGGGCAACAAAUUAAACGUCACUCUUUUCGAGAGACUUAUUAAAAAAUAUAAAAGGAGAAUUUCCUACUUCCUUAAAAUUCAGUACCGAAUGAAUGACCUAAUUUUGAAAUGGUCCAACAAGGUUUUUUAUGAGGAUCGACUCGUUUCGCACGACUCCUGCAAGGCCAUCACGGUGGAGGAGCUGCUCCUACCCACUCCAGGGGGUAGGCAUACUACCCAAUCGGUGAAACAAACGAGUGAACGUAAAAAAGACGCCAAGGAUAAACAAAAAAAAAUGGGGAAAAAGAAAAAGAAGGGGAAAGAAAAAGAGGAGGAAGAAGAGGAAGAACAUGAAAACGCCCAGGUGAGCACAAAUUUGAGGGACAUGAUUCAGAGCUACAGCUAUUGCCCAAUCACUUGGAUCGAGACAGAUGGGUUCGAUGAAUUUCUCGAUGAUACCAAGGAGCUGGACAUGAUACAGCUGGAGAUGAAGGAGAAGAAGGGUGAUAAUAUGCCCAGCAAAGCGGCGUCAGCACAUUUGUCAGGGGGGGACCUUGGUGACAGCGAAUGGAGGGAACAAAAACGAGCCGAUAAUGAAGAUGCCCGAGAAGAGGCGUUAAACGGCCUUGGUAUAUAUGAGGACGAUUUGGAAGAAGCAAACCAAAGUGGGGACAGCGCUGCAGGGGAGGAAGAUGCCGUUGAAGAUAGUGAGUCCUGCUCCGAACGGAGUUCCCAUGCGGAGGAGGAGGUAGCCACUAAGUCAGAGCAGGAGAAGGCACUACAAGACGCCGUCCAAAUUGAUAUUGACGACAUAGUAAACCUGAACAACAAGUCCAGAAGCAACAGAGGAGAGGCCUACGUGGUGUAUAAGCUAAUCGAGCGGAUGCUGCAUGCAGACCAGAUCAGUGCCAAGCAUAUUUGCGUGAUCACUCCAUAUUCGAAGCAAAUGAAUUUGCUGAAAAAUAUUCUUUACGAUAAUUUAUACGAUGAGAAGAAUUUCACCUCAUUUUAUAAAGACAUCGAAAUAGCGACUGUUGAUUCUUUCCAAGGGAGGGAAAAAGAGAUCGUCAUUUUAUCUCUUGUGUGUUCCAAUUAUUUUAAGAACAUUGGUUUUUUGAAAGAUUAUCGACGGUUAAAUGUGGCUAUUACUAGGGCCAAGCGGCACGUCGUUAUAGUGGGGAAUUCCAGCACCAUAUCGAACGAUAAGCUGUUGAAUGAGCUGUAUGAGACGGUCCUCAACCAUGGGAAGGUAUACAUGGUGAACGAGUUGGUGGACGUGGAGCAGAUACCCGUAGGGGGGUAG